UCAGUUUACUCUGAUGAUUGUAAGGUCUGUACUGCUAUAUCUUCACAAUACUGAUCUGCAAAAAUCUUUAAAUAAUAUUGUAGAGUGAUGUUCAUGCUUUAGUGACGGAGUUUUUUGGUGGCCCUGACAAGCUGUUUGGAAGAGGUAGUGUUGAGACGAUGUAUCGAGGCCGCAACUGAGUGUGUAUGCCUGUUGGUAGAGAGAACAGUUGGCUGAGGUCCGUGAGUCGGCGACUCUACAUCGGUUGAAGGGACUGUGGUGCAGCAGUUGGCCAAGUGUAGUGGUUUGCCUGUAGCCAAGUUGGCUAUGUUGAGAAGGCGAGUUUGAGGCUAACUCUGAGAGUACCCUUGCCAUCGUCGUAGGUGCUUCAUUAGUUGAUAAGCAAGAACUCGUCAGAGAGACGAGUUUGCUGUCAUUGUUCAUUAAUGAUUGGUGAGAGCUCGUCGGGUAGAUGAGUCGAGGUAUGAGUGAGACCUCGUCAGGUUGAUGAGUCUGAGGGUAUGAAUGAGACCUCAUCGGGUCGACAAGUCUCAGGGUAUGAGUGAGACCUCAUCAGGUUGAUGAGUCUGAGGGUAUGAGUGAGACUUCAUUGGGUUGAUGAGUCUGAGGGCAUGAGUGAGACCUCAUCGGGUUGAUGAGUCCGAGAGUAUGAGACCUCGUCAGGUUGACAAGUCUGAGGGUAUGAGUGAGACCUCGUUGGGUUGAUGAGUCUCAGGGUAGGAGAGACCUUGUUAGGAUGACGAAUCUGAGGGUAUGAGUGAGGCCUCGUCGGGUUGAUGAAUCUGAAGUCAGUGGGCCAGUACCCCUGCUUAAAUACGCACUGGCUCUGCUCUGAUUCGCUGCAGAGUGGAGGGCGAAACUAUUCCAGAACCGGUAGUGAUACCUAACAAGUAUCGUGGUAACCGUAGAUUUCCACUACAGUGCAAUGGCUAAGUCUGAGGUCCCACAGGGAUCACAUUUGGGCCCUUUAUUAUUUUUAAUGUUUAUAAAUGACCAUAAGACCUUUCUUUCUGCUAAACCACUUCAUAAACUUAGCUUCAGUGAGUUCACCUACUGUGCUAUGUGGCUGGGCCGCAAGUAUACUUAAGCCAAGAAGCAAAAAAGCUGAGCUUAGCAUAGGAAACGACACUAUACAAGUUAGCAUGACCAAAGGAUUCUCGCAAGAAGGGGUAGGAUGUAGUUGUGGUUCAGCGGAUUCCAUAAUAAGUUGAUAAGGUGUGCCGAAGUACGUUCUAGUAAUUCUAAACCAAAGAGUGUGAAUAAAUCCUCGCAGUACAUUUUCUAUUGACUUACUUAGUAUUUUCUGAUGUGGUGACCAAACAACUGAACAGUAUUCUAAAAUGGCACAGACCAUAGUCUCAAACAGUAUAAUCACUGUUUCUGCAUCCUUAAAAUUUUUUAUAGUUCCAUGUAAGCAACCUAAAAUUUGCUUUGUCUUAUUUAUCGAGGUGCAAUGCAAGUUAAAUGUCAGAUUAGGAAGUUAGAGUAGGUGAUUCCAUCUUUAAUGGUAGUCUGUCCAAUUGCAUGUUUUGCAUGUCAUAAUUGCAGAAGAAACAUUACAUCCAAGACUAUAACUAAUAACCUUACACUUAUUUAUAUUUAGUUCCAUGCCGUUGCAUGAACACGACCCAACAAGAUUAUUUACAGAUUUUUGCAAAAGCUCAACAUCUCGAAUGGAAGUUUUAGUGGUAUAGACCUUCAGGUCAUCAGCAAAGAAGGAGAUUUAACUGUGUAAAAACAAGGAGAAAUAUUGUUAAUAAAUACUUCAAAAAGGAAUGGGUCGAGUAACGGCCCCUGAGGUACACCAGAUGAGACUACUAUUUUUUUAGAAGUUACUAAAUUAAGUUUCACAAAUUGAUUUCUAUCUUGCAAUAAGGAGCUAAACCAUUUGAGGAGAGAACCAUGUAUUCCGAGCAUGUUGAGUUUUCAGAUAAGGAGACAAUGGUCAUCUUUAUCAAAUGCCUUGGCAAAAUCUAAAUAUAUUGGGUCAACUGUUGAUGCAUAGCUUUUGUUGUGUACUCUUGAAAAAGAAGAUUAUUAGUGAAUAAGUAUUAUUUAAGGAUUUAGUAAAGGACUGACAGUUUUUUAAAUCCAAGAUAGGAAGAAUAUUCAGAAAUAUAUCAAAAUACAAGAAUUAAAAUUUAACUUAAUAGUAAAAGGAGGUGGUAGUUUUUAGUCCGAUCCUCUUAUAUUCCAUCCAGAGGAGCAAUUUGCUAGGGCUUGGGCAACCUAAACAUAAUGCAAGUUAACCCUAUACCAGAAUGAUGGUUAGAAAACAAAUACUAACGUGCCAUUUAAAGAAGAAACCACUCAAGACUUAAACUUGGUGACUAGACAGUCUUGAUGGGCACAGUGCGACAAGCUUUGUAGCCUUCACAUAAGGGCCUAACCUAACCUGAAAGUUAAGAGGAUGGAGGUUUCCCAUCCAUUUCACAUAUCUGCCAUCCGGCCCGGAGGACCAAUUUGAUGGGGUUUGAGCAAUUUAAACUGAACGUUGGCUAUCCCUUCACUUAAAUACUGAUUACAAAAUGAAUACCAGUUAUAAUCUACCUGUAUUAAAAAAAUUAUCCACUCAAAACUUAAACUUGAUGAACCCAGUGCGAUAAGUCUUGUCGAGAGCAAAGCGUGGAAACCACGUUUUUCAGGUAUUAUGUAAGGAUUUAGUAAAGGACCGACAGUUUUUAAAAACUGAGAGAGGAAGAAUAAUCAGAAUUAAAUCCAAAAUACAAGAACUAAAAUUUAGUCUGUGAUUCAGUAAAGCAAUGGAUCUUGCCCAUGCGCUUUAGUGAGGAGGGCCUUUUUCAUACAAGAACAAUACAGGAAUUGUAGCAUAUUCAAGCACACAAACCUUUUGAGGAUCGAAGAUGGACAGACCAAAAAGACCAAAUUUAAUUAUAUAAAAUAAUAUUAAAAUUAUUCAAAGAAACUUAGGCAUGUUCAGAGAAUAUAUAUGAAAGAUAUCCAUGCUAAUUUACUUUUCUAGCAGUUUCUAAAUCAUAGAAGAAUUCAUUACUUAAAUAAAUUUGUUCAGAAACCAAGGAAAAAUUAUUAUUUUUAUUUUUGAAAGCAAAGAAUGAGGGAGAAAUUGUAGUAAGAUAUAUCUAGCAACAAUGCUUUCACUAUUGACGUGAAUAGAUCGAGUUGCUGAGCACCAUUGAUCUAACAACCCAAUUCCAUUACAUUAUUUGGUCCAUUAAGUCGAAAUAAUAAGUAUUUCAAAAUGUUCAAAAAAGCUGUCAAAGCACAUUUUAUUAAAAAAAAGCCAAGUUUGAGCCAAGUGCUGCAUGAAACUUUGCAACUACAAUGGGACGAGAUCAAAAGCUCGAUGAACAAAUUUUCUUAUUUCAAACAUUGGUCGAGCAAGGCAAUCCAUCAGUUCUGCGUGCACUCAAACAUCGUCAGAUACAAUCCUGAUGACGUUAUAAGAGUUAAAGAUGACACGAAUGUUUUUGUGACGCAUUUCAUCCUCGAGGGAUCGGUCACAGUUAUUCAGCGAAUAUUAGUCAAGAAAAUCUUGAAAAAGGGUGACAAACAUGCAAAAUUCAUUCUGUACAAAGAUCAGAACGCUGACACUAACAAGAAAAAUAACUUGCACAAUAUUUUUAUGCAAACGUGCCAUUUGUUUCAAGGGGCUUGUUUUGGUUUAGGAGAAACUCUCUCCAAUCACAUUAUUAAGGCAAACAAAGGCCUGAAGUGUCUUGUAGUGCCAAGAUUUAUCCUUUUCCAAGAUUACACACCCGAUAACAUUUGGAGGAGAAUAAUAAUGUUUUUAGACAUGAACUACCCAACGCUUGAAGAAGUAUUCCGCGAAUUUGUCAAUGGGCGGAGGUGGGCCGAAUUUUCUGAAGAUUUAUACCUCCACAAAUUUGGCGAAAAGAAAGUCCUUGUCGACUCAGUGAUCCAUGAUGUGCCUAUAAGUCUCAGAGGUGAAGAUCUUUAUCUUUUAAAUGAACUCAACCAGAUUUAGGCCGUAUUUAUGUUUGAAAAAUAU
Molecule: messenger RNA, 3991 nt
Organism: Cimex lectularius (bed bug)
Lineage: Eukaryota; Metazoa; Arthropoda; Insecta; Hemiptera; Cimicidae
Exons: 3
Coding region: 3221-3967 (248 amino acids)
Source: RefSeq, a predicted model, not a curated record